CCUGUGAUGCAAUCGAAGAGGGCAACUGGAGCAGCAGCAGCAGCGGGAAAAGAGCCCCGAGCGAAGCUUCCUCCGAAGCGGAGCUGCUGCAACGUGUCCCGCCAGCGGCGCCUUCGCCUCCGGAUCAUCCGCCUUUUUGGACUCCGGAGAGAGAGAGAGAGAGAGAAGGAGAGCGGGCUCGGGCAGCAGCGCCUGCAUCCGCCAAGGACAGACAGCCAGACCCUUCUCGCCCUCCCUCCCUCCCUACACACAGGCACAAGCAUCGCCAACCGGAUUCCUUUAUAUAGAGAUAUAUAUUUGGAGAUUUGGGAGUGGAUCUGCCUGGCAUGAUGAAGGGCUGCCAAAAUGACUGUGCAGCUGGAUGUAUGGGGGCAGCCGCAAAACACGUGACCGAGUCUUUCAAGGCUGCUGAUCUGAUAAUCAACCCAUCCACCACUUUGAAAGAAAAACCAGACCCAAAUGGCUUGGUUUUUGGAACUGUUUUCACAGAUAACAUGUUAUUCAUAGAGUGGUCGCUGACGUCCGGGUGGGAGGCCCCUCAUAUCAAGCCGUUGGAGAACCUGUCUCUACAUCCUGCUGUAUCAGCUUUUCACUAUGCUGUAGAACCAAGAGGACUGACAGAGGCGAAACUGCUCCAAAUGCUUUGGCUCAAUGAAUACACACUAUUUGAAGGCAUGAAGGCAUACCGAGGAGUAGAUGGGAAAAUCCGCUUCUUCCGACCAAGUCUCAAUAUGGACAGGAUGUUGCGGUCAGCUGUCCGAGCCACUUUGCCGGGAUUUGACAAAGAAGAGCUUUUGGAGUGCAUCCGGAAACUAGUGGAAGUUGAAAAGGAGUGGGUGCCGUAUUCCACCUCUGCUAGCUUGUAUAUUCGCCCUACCUUAAUUGGGACAGAGCCCUCCCUUGGAGUCAAGAAGCCUUCAAAGGCCAUUCUCUAUGUCAUAUUGAGCCCUGUUGGUCCGUACUUCUCAAGUGGGACUUUCAGCCCCAUAUCCUUGUGGGCAGAUCCAAAAUAUGUCCGAGCCUGGAAAGGAGGAACUGGGGACUGCAAACUGGGAGGGAACUACGGGUCUUCUAUUUAUGCCCAGCGUGAAGCUAUGGAAUUAGGAUGCCAGCAGGUUCUCUGGCUUUAUGGAGACGAGCAUCAAAUUACAGAAGUUGGGACCAUGAAUCUCUUUCUGUAUUGGCGAAAUGAAGAUGGAGAAGAGGAGCUGGCAACCCCACCGCUAGAUGGCAUCAUUCUUCCCGGAGUGACAAGGCAAAGCAUUUUGGACCUAGCACGCAAGUGGGAAGAAUUCAAAGUGUCUGAGCGUUACAUUACCAUGAGCGAUCUACAAGCUGCUUUGAAGGAAAACAGAGUGAAGGAGAUGUUUGGAGCUGGGACGGCUUGUGUCGUGUGCCCCAUUUCCACAAUAUUAUACCUAGGAGAGAAUUUGCACAUUCCAACCAUGGACAAUGGACCUCAAAUAGCUACCCGGUUUUUGAACCAGCUGAGUGAUAUCCAAUAUGGAAGAGAAGACAGUGAGUGGUCAGUUGUGGUAUCAUGAGCACAAACAGCAGUGAAGAUUCAGACCUUCCGGCAACACAACCAGGCAGGCUGAAGUACCACCGGAACGAUGACCAGUUUUACUGUAGCUCUGCAUAGAGUAGUUCUGUGUUUUAUCACUUUGUUCCUAGGCUGGGAUGGGGGUGAUCAUUUCCAUGUGCCAGGAGGGCGUGUGAACACAAUCAUUUUGAUUUUCUACUGUGAUCUUGCUCUAGAAUAGAAACCUGUCUUCUGGUAGAGGUGCUAGAUGUAAGCAAUAGACACUCCCCUAGUGGAUUCCUUGGUGCCCCCUCGUGUCCUUGGUACAACUGACAGGUGUGUUACAAAGUUCUUCAAUUGCUCUUCAGUGCAAAUCCAAUACUUUCUGAUUUUUUACCGCACACCAAACUGGUACAUGCCGUGCAAUUGCCAAAGGUCUCAGAGAAGCCUUUGAAGUCUCCGAAGCCAGAAUCCUCUAGAAUACUAGCAUAAUCCCCAGUAAUGCUAGCACAACUACUUUUUCUGCCAUUCUGUACGGAGGUAUCUAGUACCUACUAAUAAUAGUGUUGCCAGAUUGCACAAAAGAUGCUAGAUGGUGCCAAGCCCCUCCUGGCAGGCUUCUUUUUGCCUUUCAUCUCCUAGACUUAUGAUAUGUAUAUUGGCAUAACUUCACGCAGUUUCAGUAGGGUCUUGGAUCUCAGAGGGAUAUAUGUUAUUUAUUUUAGGAUUUUUAUUGCAGGGAGGGGGUGUCAUUUUUUAUCCUUUAGGUGGAUGGAUAUUUCUCUUCAUUUUCUAGCAUUCUAUAUGAAUCUCUUUUUUAAUGUGUCCAAUAUAUGCCUUGGUUAAUUAAGCCAGGCUUCAUGGCUACGUAUUUUUCUAAACAAUAAGCAUUGAACUGAGUUUUCUUAUGGUACCUGGGGAUGGCAUACCAUGAGCAAAUUCAGGUCACAGGUUGUUUCUAAUUCUAAGUGACUUCUGCCAUCAUCAUACUAUUAGGUAUUAUAUAGAACUUCAGGUGAUCUAGAUCUGGGUAAUGUCUAUACUGCACUUAAUUGUGCAGUUGUUUUUCUAUUGGUUGUAGAAUUUCAUCCAGCGUUUGGAGUAGUCCCAGCUGGUAGAUUGUGAGAGUUGUAGUCUAAAAAAAGUAACUUUUCUGAGCUCUGGUCAUAUUCCCCAGGCAUCUCAUGCAGUCUAAUUAUGUUUACCAUCCACAACACUACAACAAACAAACAAGUUCAAAGAGCAAAGCUGGUUGUUUGGAUAGAACUUUAGUCUAGUGGAAGAACUGAUCAAGUACUAUCUCAAGCGUUCUGACAUGUUGGAAAAUAUAUAACCGGAUGUGAGCAGAUGCUUGCAUAAUCCAUUUCAUUAUUAUUUUUACUAGCAGCUAGCCGCUAACUAGAGCCAGUUCAAAAUAGUGACCACAGACAGCAAAAUUGUGGUUCAGGGGUCAAUGUCAAUUGCUUUUUGCACCCCGUGAACUUUGCAUUCUAUAUAUGCUAGUACAAAUCUGUAUUACAUGAGAUACUUAUUGGUGCCAUUAUCGCUGCCAUUUUGUUGUUGCCAUUGUUAAGCAUCAAGAGCCAAAUAGACUUGUCCAUCUGUGGCCAAAGGAUCCAUCAAUCUACUGUAUAUUUUGAUCUAUCUUCUAUCCACACUUAUCUAGACCAUGUAGUUCACACCUUAAACCUCUAAUAGGGCUUUUAGAAACAUAUUAAGCAUAGGAACUCAAAUGAGAUGGGAAGUUAUUUAAUCCCUGCUCUUGCAAUAUUUUCUUCUUCUUUUUUAUUGCCUUUUCCCUCUGUCCUGAUCUCUCCCAAUUUUGGCCGAGCUCAUAUCUCUGCAGCUAAUAGCCUUGGUUGUUUUUUCUCCUUUGCCCCACAUGAAUUUUAAUAUGAACUAAGUGAGAUGAUCAUCUCAUGACAGAUUUUUUUUCCUCAGCUAGCUUUAAGACAUCCCUUGCCAAAGAGAUUACUUUAAUACAUUCUUCAGUGCUCUCGCAUUUCCAGUAGCAACAUAUUUAUUAAGUAAAUGUUAUUCUAGUUUUAUGGGGGCAGCAAUUGAAUGAUGCUGGUAAGGUAACCAAUCAAACAGUGCAGAGAAUGGCUUCUCUGUUUUGUUGUUGCACUAAGGCAGGGCUUUGCAAAAUGGUCAGUUUCUUUCUUUCUAUAUACAGGUAGGGUGAAAUGUGUGAAAUUUUCAACUUUGCCUUUUUUUUAAAACAGAACCUACCUCUACCUGGUGAUUUGAUAAAAAAAUCUAGAUAUAUAUUCAGAAUCUCUUAGUCUCUCCUCACCUCUCCUAUCAAUUCCUCAUGGUUCUCUAGAACCAUGACAUGAUCAUUCCCAAACUGUAUUACUGUUUGGGAUGGUGGGAAUGGUUGUGGUAGAAAGAAAGCAUGUCAACAGGCACAUGAAUAAGGACAUCUAGCAUCUCAGGGAGUGGUACUAUAGCACAGUAUUCAUGUUUUUCUUGUGCAAGAACAGAACUGAAAAUUAAGACCAGAAGUGGGUGAAAUGUUGCCUACGAGCCACAUGGCUCAUCCUCUACACUAGCACUACUGCUUCCUCCUGUUCUUGGAGGUUGAUUGACUUCCUUCUUGUGAUCAUGCGAGCACCCUGUAUAAUGAAGGAUGUCCCAGUCCUGGCCCUUCAUUUAGCGUGUACCUGCUGGAUCUGGGGCUGCUCCAUGGCAGAUAUCCACUUUGGUAACUUGCUCAGUGUAGAUGUGGCCUGGCUCUACUAUGGUUGAGAUGACCAAUUGGAUUAUAUAGCCUUGUUCUAGAGUAAUGAGCAAAAGACACCAGGGACAGAUUUCCAUUUCAGAAGCCUCUGUAUUACUUUAUUGAAGCUCAGCUGAAGCAGAUAAUGCCAGACAUUGUAGUGUCUUGUAUUCAUGUCAAGUGAAAAACAUUGUGCCACUUGAGAUAGAAGUAGUGCUGUCUAUUUUUCUUCGUGUAUGUUGUGCUCCAAUCAUUGUUCACUUUUAAUCCAAGUAUUGCUAGCCAAUGGUGGUGUAUCUAGAACUCUCAACUUCCUGCUUGUAAUUGGUCACAUUUUUAGUAAACUGUGCUGUAAAUUUGAUGUUGAGUAGUAAGAUGACAUGACCAAGGCUACUAUCAUAACUGAAGAGUGCCUUUUUACCAGAGGGAGUGUAUUAAGGGUUUCGCCUGGUUGAGACCAAAAUUUUGGUGGCAAAGAUGGCAUCUGAGAAUCCUCUUUGUCACUAUUUCAUUGUAAAAAGGCAAGAAAAUAAAGUUAUUUUUUGGAAAGUUACUUUUUAGAAGCUAUUCGUUAUGUAACGUAUUACAGGGACCCUUCCCCAAUAAUUUAGUGAUGUUACAAGCUUAUUAUAUUGCUUGUUGACCUACUUAAUACUUUUCUAUUACUUACUAGGGGGGGGGGAUAACCCCUUCAAGGAAGCAGUUGAAAAUUUUUUAGCCAAAUUGCUUCUGAAAUGACUAAAAUAUUCAUUUGCAGGGAUAAGCAAAGGAAACUUAAGCCUUUGCUUCACCGCAACUCUCCCCUUCCAACUAUCCUCCUCUCAGCUGUUUGAGCCCCAUCAGGAUUUCUAAAAACUCUUUGCUAUCUUAAGUGGAGAAAUGAGAAAUUGGCUUUAGGGGAGUGGAUUCCAGGUGAAAAGUGAGUCAGGGAAUAAUUUAGCCAUUGUUUCUGCAUUAUCUCCCUCCUCUGCUUUUUUUACAGUGAGAAAUUACAAUUUGGGCUCACAGACCCCUAUGCCUGUGCCGGUGAAAAUGUUUUCUAGUGUCAGAUAUUUUCUUGAACAUAUAAAAUGUUCUGCUUGUGGCAAAGCUGGAAUUUUAAAGUAAAAUGUUUGGUGGUACACUGAGAUAGAGACCUCUAGUUUCCUCCCCUUGUGAAUAUGAUGGAUACCUCCUUCUGCCUGGUUUUGAUUUCAGGGUACUAUGAGCUGGUGGAGAGCAUAAAUAAAGUACCCAGAUCCCUAGUUUCCUCCUUUCUUUUCUUUAAAGUGUUCCCAUAGUAUUUACCAAUUUUGAAGACCCUCUUCGAAAACAACUUGGUAAAUACUUUGGCAGGCUUUCUCACCAGGCCUGGCUUUCCAGUAGGCAGAGAAUAUAAGAAUAUACAGUAGAGUCUCGCUUAUCCAACACAAACAGACUGGUAAAACAUUGAAUAAGCAAAAAUGUUGGAUAAUAAGGAGGGAUUAAGGAAAAACUUAUUAAAGGUCAAAUUGCAUUAUGAUUUUACAAAUUAAGCACCAAAACAUGUUUUACAACAAAGCGACAGAAAAAGCAGUUCAAUACACAGUAAUGUUAUGUCGUAAUUACUGCAUUUAUUACCAAAACAGACAAGAGUUCUUUCUUUCUCCCACCCUGGACAUUAUUCCGGGCGGGAGGCAGACAGUGUUGGAUAAUACAGAAUGUUGGAUGAGCGAAGGUUGGAUAAGUGGAGACUCUACUGUAUUGACUUUAUCUUUGAGAUAGACAGGUUAAAUAGUAUGUAGUGGAACUAUGACUCUCAGAGUCAAAACACAGAGACCUCUUGAUUUGUAAUUCCUGUGGUAAUGCAAAGUAUUUGAGAGUGGCGUUGAAUGGGGGACCUGGGACCUGUUGGUUUUGCAAAAGGCCUGUUCAUGGCAUAUAUCCUGAAAAACACUGGGCACACUAGAAUGAAGUCAUAUUCAAAAUAUCCUUGAUUCAUAGAUUUUUUUAAUGGUUUUGCCAUAACCAUUGUAGACUUUCAUAGUAUCUGUAGUCAUUAUAUGCUGUUCAUUCACUGUAAUUGUUUGUAUAUCCCCUGAUAAUGAUUGAAGGAAAACUAUAAAAAUGUGACAUUGUAAUACAAAGGGACAGAAUUGUUACUAGAUGGGGAUGUUUUAUAUCAAGAUGUAUUUUUGAGUUGUUUAAGUCUGUAUUCUGUGUACAGAUGUUGGAGAGGUUUGGAAUAUCGAGAUUUUAAAGAUGCUAGACUAGGAAGAAUUGCCAAGAAAGUGGACUGUUCUUAGUAUAACUAUGCCAAAGCCACAUCCAAUGUAUUGCUGUCAUAGCAAAUCUUUGACAAGAUACUUCUUGGGAAUUCAACUGAAGAGUUAAACCAGAACUUGGAAAUGUUACUUUUUCAGACUCCAAUUCCCAGAGUUUCCUGGCCAAGAUGGAUUCUGAAAACUGAUCUGCAAAAAUUUUAGGUGGAAUGUAAUUUCAGGGUACAUGGAAGCCGAAGGAGAAAGGAGCCUGUCAUUACCUCCUUCAGUAUGUCACAUUUUCUUCUAUAGAGCACAUUGAAGCCAAUGACAUUUUUGAUACAGUUACAAAUCUGUACUAAACUGCAAAUAUGAACAUGAUUGAGCAGCUCUGUUAGCUAACUAGCUCCAACAGAACUUGGAUCUGUUUGUUUUUAAAUUAGCAUGAUUGCCUUUUCAUUGAUUACCCACCUGGGUUUUUUUUCUUGUUAUCGUUCCUGUUGUCCAAAAAGUUAGACUGAAGUUAUUCAUGUGUUGCUGCUACUAUUGUGCCAUUGAGAAAUACUGGAAGAUGCUGUCUGGUUCACCCAAUUCAGAUGAUGGAAUCUGGAAAUUCUGAGUGAAAUUCAGAUUUUUAAAAACAAAACUGUGCACUUUCUUCCCACUCAGAUGCCUUGGAUAACAACUCACACAAAUUGAUUGGAGAUGAGAUUUCCAUUUCUCAAAAAUUAGCAGUAGAUGUUGCAUUUUCAGCAUCCUGCUGUUUUUAGCACCCACCUUUCUCUUUCCAGUCCCCCGUAUAUUGUCAGUGAUUCUUACUUGGGCAGAAUGGAGAUAGGUUAAUUUUUUUUAGAAGUUUUCUUUUGAAAAUCCCAACUCAUCCAAGUCUUUAGUGCAACCUAGAUUUUCCAAGUGUCUUCUCUACAUCCCACCCCAACCCCCUCCAUAACUUCCAUAUUUGUUGCCAGUACAUCUCUGCUCCUCACUGUCUGCACAAUGCCACCCAUGUGACCUUUCGUCUUUCCUCUCUAAUUGCUCAAACUUAAUACAAACACACCCAUUAAUGGGAGAUUGAAACUCUUACAUUCCACUAAAGCUUAACACAGGUUAUUGUUACUCUGUACCUUACUCUGUUGUGUCAAAGUAAUUAACUGAACUUCAGUUACUUCCUAUUACCAGUUCCUAGGGUGCAUUUCCUUGAGUGCUACAUCUAAAUCUAAAGAUCCAUGAUAAAGUGGUGUUAAGACUAAGGAUACAUCUAAACUGACCACUUAGAGCAAAAGCUGGCAAUAUCAACUGUGCGGCGAUCAGACUAUGCAUGGAGUUAAUCUGCAUAAUUGACCCGCAUUAGCCAAAGUUGUGGGUUGCUCUGAAUUCUCUUCCAGAAUUCAGAACAACUCAUAACUUUGGGCCUAUGUAAACAACUGAGCCGGUUUCAAGAUGGAACUGACUGCAACUGUUUACAUAGCCAUCCCAUGUUCACUAGGUCUGGGUGGAGUUGACACACUGUAUGUCACUGACUUUACCCAGGUGUGACAUGGGCCUUGCCAAUCACUUGUUGCUUGGAGUGAUGUCGGCCAGAGCGAGAAGGUGAUGGGAGAAGCCCCUCACCUUGUUGCUCUGGCACCCUAAUUGAUGUCACUCCAGGCAAUGACCCAACUGGCAGGACACAUGUUGCACCCAAAGACCUCCACAGUGAGAAGAAUGGGAGGUGACAGGGAGUCUGUCUGGCAGUAUAGAACCAGGUUCAGUACCACUGGGUGGUCAGGAUUCCCUCCCUUCUCUUCAGCAGCGGAGAGGUGGCUGCUUAAACCAUCCUGGGAAUGAUCUGGUGUAUGUCACCUGGGAUAAGCUGUCGGUGUAGCUCCAGCCUAAGAGCCCGUGGAGGUAUUGUUGAAGGCUUUCAUGGCUGGAAACACUGGGUUGUUUUAGGUUUUUCGGGCUAUAUGGCCAUGUUCUAGAAGCAUUCUCUGCAGACAUUCCGUCUGCAUCUGUGGCAGGCAUCUGUGGUGUCACAAGGUCUCAGAAUGCCCGCCAGAGAUGUGGGCGAAAUGUCAGGAGCCCAUGGAGACUUUGCAGGUUGUGUAGACUCUUUUCAAGAGAAGUGCUCCAGGGAAAACUCUGGUUUUAAAAAGGAAUUUCUGUAGUCCUUCCACAUUUUGCAGGGGCUACAGGCACAGGGCUAGGUCUUUUUGGGGGUGGGGGAACUGGCUAUAGAAUCACACUGGAGGACCUAGAAAAAUGCCUCAAAAGAAUGUAUUUUUUUAGUCACAUGUAGGGCAGCAGCAGAGGCAGAAUCAUUAAUAAUAAAACCUGCAAACGUGGAGAGACGAUUGCUCUAGAAACUUACCUUGCUCAGUAUAUGAAGCCAUAAUUUUUAACAGUUAACAUAAAGGUUGUAAACAAUUGUUUCUCUAUUUUCUCUGAUGUAGUUGGUACCUAGGCUGCUGUCUGCAUCCGCCAGGCCUAAGUAUGCAUCCAAAUAAGAAUUCUGCCCCUAUGACAUUUUCCUUCACUCCCCAAUGCAGUGACAUAAGGCUUCUAAUGUUAAAGUAACUUAAAACUUUAAUUAAGCAUUUUGAAAUACAGUUAGGCACCCAAAGUUGCAAAUAAUGCAAAAACAGUAUAAAUGAGCAUUUUAAUUGUGAAAAGCUUUCAGUGUUCCAUUCUCUGCAGUGCUAAAAAUUUGGGGACUGAACAAAAAUUUCAUUUUGGGAAUUGAAUUCUGAUUUAGGGGGACAGUGGACCCAUUUCAUUUCCUCCUGUAAUUGCAUUCCUGUAUUAACUCAAGAUCUUUUAUAUUUUUCUGUUUUGCUUCCUUACCAAAUGCCCAACCUGCUUUUCGGCACAAGCACUUUCCAGGUAGACAUCUAGGCAAGCGACUAACAAAGUCCAGAAGAGCUGAAUGCAUGUAUGUGAUACUCACCUCUUCACUCUGUGGCCACUGAGUUUAACUGGAGUGCACUCUUGUGUCUUUGCAAUGUAAUAGAAGAGUAUUUUGUAUCCUGGGUCUGUUUUAUGUAAAAAUUGAGUCAACUUGUACGAGAUGGGGGUUCUUUUGCCUGUUUUUCCAGAUUGUGGUUGCUAAAGGCUCUGGUUUUUAAAUGUCCUUUUUUCCCUUAAAUGUAAAAGAGGUUAACGGAUCACACUCAAACCAGCAGAGUAUUUUGAUAUUGCGUGACAAUCCUAUCGAAAAAAAUAAAUAAAAACUCUACCUUCA
Anolis sagrei ordinatus is the source of this 9683-nucleotide messenger RNA. It is a transcript of the gene BCAT1, whose product is annotated as branched chain amino acid transaminase 1. Gene Ontology annotation, cellular component: mitochondrion. NCBI's taxonomy places the organism in Eukaryota, Metazoa, Chordata, Lepidosauria, Squamata, Anolidae. Gene Ontology annotation, biological process: L-valine biosynthetic process; L-leucine biosynthetic process. Gene Ontology annotation, molecular function: branched-chain-amino-acid:2-oxoglutarate transaminase activity. The record is from RefSeq and is a predicted model, not a curated record.